Impatiens glandulifera is the source of this 1249-nucleotide messenger RNA. Its product is annotated as DNA polymerase I. Gene Ontology annotation, molecular function: 5'-flap endonuclease activity; DNA binding. The coding region runs from base 101 to 1213 and encodes 370 amino acids. Gene Ontology annotation, biological process: DNA replication, Okazaki fragment processing. The record is from RefSeq and is a predicted model, not a curated record. NCBI's taxonomy places the organism in Eukaryota, Viridiplantae, Streptophyta, Magnoliopsida, Ericales, Balsaminaceae. The transcript has 4 exons.
ACCUUGGGCUAAACAAAGUGUAGAACUAGGACUCAUCUUCCUAGUAUCUUCUACUUCUCACUGUAACAGCAAAAAUACGGGCAUCAAGGAAAGGUGGAAAAUGUUAAAAGCCAUCAUCGUCUUCCCAAAUCCUUUCAUUGGCAACCCAGAUAUCAAAAUUACCCUUCCUUCUUCUUCCUCUUCACAGGUUAAACAUCUACGCAGAAACAUUCCACUUAAAAUCCAAUCCUGCUCAAUUUCGUUUCAGACAUUGAACCGAACAGUUGGCGGCAUAGAAUUCCCUACCAAUAAUAGCAGCCAUGAAAGAAGACUCACAGAGACUCCUUACACAUAUAAUAAGAAGACGAAAAGGGUUUUCUUCUUAGACGUUAAUCCUCUCUGUUACGACGGUAACAACCCUAGCUUGCACAACUUCGCUCAUUGGAUUUCACUUUUCUUCUCUCAAGUCAGCCACUCAGAUCCUGUCAUAGCAGUUAUUGAUGGUGAUGGAGGUAGUGAGUAUAGAAGGCAAUUACUGCCUUCAUAUAAAGCAAAUAGAAGGAUAUUCUCCAAACAACAUUUACCAUGGAGGAGAGUAUCUAAAGAUUAUGGUUCCUGGUCUGAUUUUGUUGUAGAUUUGUUAAAGAAACUAAAUGUAACUGUUAUAAAAUUGAAUGGUUAUGAAGCAGAUGAUGUUAUAGCUACUCUUGUUGAUGAUGUAUUAGAUAAGGGAGGAUACAAAGUUGUUAUUGCUUCUCCUGACAAAGAUUUCAAGCAAUUGAUAUCUGAAAAUGUUCAGAUAGUUUUGCCCAUGCCUAGGUUUGAUCGGUGGUCUUUUUACACACUUAAACACUACAUAACACAAUAUAACUGCCAUCCAUCUUCGGAUUUGAGUCUCAGAUGCUUAGUGGGUGAUGAAGUUGAUGGUGUUCCUGGAAUUCAACAUGUUGUACCAGGUUUCGGGUUGAAAACUGCACUUAAGCUUUUGAAGAAACAUGGGUCUCUUGAAGAUCUGUUGAAAACAGCAGCAGUUAGAAGUGUGGGGAAACAGUAUGUUCAAGAUGCUCUUACGAAUCACGCAGAUUACUUAAGAAGAAAUUAUCAAGUUCUUGCCCUAAGAAGGGAUGUUGAUGUUAGUCUGGAAGAUGAAUGGUUGCUGGAGAGAAAUACAUGCAAUGAUACAAUGCUGAUAUCCAAGUUUUUAGAAAUCCUUGAUCAAAAACACCUAUCUUGAUUCACUUGUAUCACCAAAUUUUGAAGUUUUAUUUUA